AUGUCCGAGUCUGCGAUGUCCGAGUCUGCGAAGUCCGAGUCUGUGAACCUCCAGGAUACUGUGGUUCCCGGUCCCUCAUUGGCGGCUCCUCCAUACUCCGCCCCUCAGUCCUCGGAUCCAGGAGCCUUCAGUCCCGGGGCAGAGCUCCCCACAGACCAGACCGGACCUCCUCCUCCGUACUCUGCUCUGGCUCCACAUCUGUGCGAAGAAAAAGGACUGGGUUCAUGUGAGACUUUCCCAGAACCAGGACCGAACCCAGACCUCUGCCCCGACGAGGCGGCUCUGACCCCGUCUGCGUUUGACGACAAAACUGUGAGGAGAGCCUUUGUCCGGAAGGUGUUCAGCCUGGUCUUCCUGCAGCUGCUCUUCACCUUCACGGUGGUCUGCGUCUUCACCUUCUCGUCCACGGUCAAAGCUCUGGUUCAGUCCAGUAUCUGGCCGUACGUGUCGUCCUACAUCGUGUUCGCCGUGGUCGUGAUCCCGCUGAGCUUCUGCACCUCCCUGAGCCGCCGCCAUCCCUGGAACCUCAUCGCUCUGGUGGUUGUCACGGUGACGCUGUCCUACAUGGUGGGGACCAUCGCCUCGUACCAUGACACGGUGACGGUGGUGCUGACCAUGGGAGCCACUCUGGCCAUCGCUCUGGCCGUCAUCGCCUUCUCUGCACAGACCCGGUACGACUUCACGGUCUGCUACGGUCUCCUCCUGGUCCUCUCCGUGGACCUCCUGAUGUUUGUGGUCUUCUCCUCCUUCUAUUACACGCACAUGGCGCAGGUGGCGUACGGAGCUCUGGGCGCGCUGAUCUUCUCUCUGUUCUUGAUGGCGGACGUCCAGCUGAUGAUGGGAGACCGCGUGAACCCAGAAGAGUAUGUGUUCGCGGCCCUGAGCAUCUACCUGGACAUCAUUCUGAUCUUCCUCUACCUGCUCGGGAGGAGGUGA
Knipowitschia caucasica is the source of this 936-nucleotide messenger RNA. NCBI's taxonomy places the organism in Eukaryota, Metazoa, Chordata, Actinopteri, Gobiiformes, Gobiidae. The record is from the annotation of a GenBank genome assembly.